UGGGGGGCGAAAGGGGGGCGGAAAAAAAGAAAGAGAAACGACACUCUUUGAUUCCAACUGCAGGCUUUGGCUGGUCCGAGGCUUCAGCUGUGAGACACUGAGGAGACUGAGCCCUCUCUCUGUGGGGUUGUGGUGUGACGUAGGACUCCAACCAGCCAGCCAAGAUGUCCAAGAGUGACCCACGGGACAUUGAUGAGGAUGCCAUCCUCAAAGGGCUCAGCCCUGAGGAGAUCGAUCAGCUCGAGUAUGAGCUGCAGGAGAUGGACCCAGAGAAUGCCAUGCUCCCCGCCGGUUUCCGUCAGCGUGACCAGACCAAGAAGACUGCGACGGGCGCGUUCGACCGGGACGCUCUGCUGGACCACCUGGAGAAGGAGGCCCUGGAGCACCCAGACCGAGACGACCUGGUGCCCUUUACCGGAGAGAAGAAAGGGACGGCUUUUGUUCCUAAGGCAGGAGCGGGAAAGAUCCCAGACAGCGAGCAGAUCACCCUGGAGCCCGAGCUGGAGGAGGCUCUGAGGAACGCCUCCGAUGCUGAGAUGUGUGACAUUGCAGCUAUUUUGGGCAUGUACACACUGAUGAGUAACAAACAGUACUACGAUGCCCUUGGCGGAGUGGGCACUAUUGUCAACACAGAAGGCAUCAACAGUGUGGUGAAGCCAGAUGAGUUCAAGAUCUUCCCGGAGGAGCCCCCAAACACCACCAAUGUUGAGGAUACUCUGUCAAGAAUUCAGAAGAACGACAGCGGUCUGGAUGACGUCAAUUUGAACAACAUACCGGACAUUCCCAUCCCAACGCUGAAAGGAGUUUUUGAUGCCAUGAAGUCCAACACUCAUGUCCAGUACCUGAGCAUUGCUGCUACCCGUAGCAAUGACCCUGUUGCACUUGCCAUAGCUGAGAUGCUUAAAGUUAAUAAACAAUUAAUAAGUCUUAACAUCGAGUCCAAUUUCAUCACCAAUGAGGGCAUGAUGGCCAUUGUCAAAGCCAUGGCCUCAAACAGCACACUCGCCGAAUUAAAGAUUGACAACCAGAGGCAGAAACUGGGUGACUCAGUGGAGAUGGAAAUCGCCACCAUGCUGGAGAACAACAACAGCAUUGUCAAGUUUGGAUACCAUUUCACCCAACAAGGCCCCCGCGCCCGAGCAGGGAUAGCCAUCACCAGGAACAAUGACUUCAUUCGUCAACAGAGAGUAGGAUGAGGGAAGCAGAAGUCGUCUCCUCCCAGCGGCCAUGUUGAAAAUGUCUCUGAGGCGUCCUGCUGACACCACGGCAGCUGGCCAUCUCCCCCAACGGACCCGGUGGCUUGCAAAGGACCUUCCCGUGUUACCUGGCUGGGUAGCUCACUGUGAAAAUGCCAUCUCUGUGAAAAUCAAUACCAUCAUCAUGCUUUGCUGUUUGUUGCCCUUUGGGUUUGAUGAAGCCGGCUGUGUGGAUGCAAUAAAGUCCCUGAGGUCGUCAUGCUGUGAGAGGAACAUCAUGCAUAUUACCCAUGUAGAAACGACAGAGGAAGUGUUUGUUGUAGGUCAAAUCAUUUCACUCAUCCAUGCCAAUUUUUCAGUAUGGUGCUUCUAACAAACGUUCUUGUAAAUACUUUAAAUAAAAGACGCUUUUAAGUUUUGUAUUCCCA
This is a messenger RNA of Clupea harengus (Atlantic herring), 1624 nucleotides long. RefSeq names its product tropomodulin 4 (muscle) (gene tmod4). Gene Ontology annotation, molecular function: tropomyosin binding. Gene Ontology annotation, cellular component: striated muscle thin filament; cytoskeleton; myofibril. Lineage: Eukaryota; Metazoa; Chordata; Actinopteri; Clupeiformes; Clupeidae. Gene Ontology annotation, biological process: muscle contraction; actin filament organization; myofibril assembly. The record is from RefSeq and is a predicted model, not a curated record.